AUGAGCUUUGCUUUCAGCCGGACCAAGCGCUGCCCUGAGUGCUACGUCUGCUCGGCAUCAGGGGCCUUCUUGAAAACGUCGAAGGUGCCGCGCAAUUGCUCACACGCUCUCGCUCUGGUACGACGCAGUCACAUCGGAUGCUUCUUCCGGCCUCACCGCAUUCAGGCCGCUGUGCCUUCGGACGCUCCGAAGCAUAGUUUCACGUGA
This is a messenger RNA of Pseudozyma hubeiensis SY62, 207 nucleotides long. RefSeq lists its product as hypothetical. The record is from RefSeq and is a predicted model, not a curated record. The transcript has 2 exons. Bases 1 to 207 code for a protein of 68 amino acids. NCBI's taxonomy places the organism in Eukaryota, Fungi, Basidiomycota, Ustilaginomycetes, Ustilaginales, Ustilaginaceae.